This is a messenger RNA of Acanthaster planci (crown-of-thorns starfish), 2585 nucleotides long. RefSeq lists its product as uncharacterized. The record is from RefSeq and is a predicted model, not a curated record. Lineage: Eukaryota; Metazoa; Echinodermata; Asteroidea; Valvatida; Acanthasteridae.
AUGGCGUCCUGCAUGAUGGGAACCAAUAACCGCAUACUCGGUUAUGCCAGAGAUCGUUACCUGCCAAAGCAAACGUCAGCUUCUUCAUUCCCAGUACUGAUUGAUGACGUUGAGGGGAAGGACAUCGAGCCAUUGAUGACAAGAUAUUUUAAUGGCGGUGUUGAUGCUACUUGUGCGGGUGAAAAACAGCCAUUGACUUGUCCGGUGAUAACUGCAAAUUGGUUUGCAAUGGAUAAACUUGCCGGUAAUGUAAGAGCAAUGUCAAGGGCGGUAAUGAUCCCCUUCGUCAGAACAAGCAGGAAGAGUGGCCAUCUCCAGAGUACCGCUGAGCUGGAGAGGAGUCACAUUGAGGAGAGGGCGUCCCAUGCUCUACCCUCUCUUAUCAGCCUUGGGAAAUCUAUCACUGAGAAUAGUUUGACUAUCCUCAGUGACUACAGAGCAAAGGUCAAAUCAGCGACAAAGGGAAUGGACUGUGAAGACCGCAUAUUUCUAUGUUACGGUCUUCUUCUUUUCCUCACAGAGGCUCUUAUUGACAAGGCUCGACUGGAGAAUGUUGCAGUAGAGGCUGCUGAGAUUCACCUCCGGGAGGUUAUCGUCCCACAUGCUAUACGGAGAUAUCAGGCACUUCCUGACGUGGAUCACGAAUUUGCUUCCCUCGCCUCACAAGGUCAUGUCCUUGACAUACCAAGUGUCAUCAUGAAGUUGAUAGAGGCAGCCCCCGUUGGAAGACUCCUUAUGGCCAUCAAUCCUCGAGUUGAACUGAAAUUAGAGGACAGAGCUUCAUUGGGCCUUGCCUUCCAUCUCAAUGAAUUGAUCUCCAUUAUGGAUGAGCACUCCAUUCAGCACCCAGGGAAAGUAGUAUGGAGAAGUGCAAUUAAGAAGGACAACAUGGUAGUUUCAAAAGUGCAGGCUUUCUUCAACACGGAUCCAGAGCAUGUGACAAUCAGCAGGUCCCGCUUAAACACAACCAAACCGAAGAACCGCCUGUCAACCUUCAUUCAUGUGGAACGAUUCAGUGUUGAGCAACGGAGGCGACUGGAAGAGGUGUUCAAAGUACAAAUCUUCACAAAGGAUGGAAAACCAGGGGAAGCAAGAUCGCAAUCAGAUAACGAGGAACCAAGAUCUCAAUCACAUCUGAAGGAAGCAGGAGAUACACCAGAUAUCGAGGAAGCAAGAUCCCAAUUGGACCCCGUUGAAGCCAUAACCCAACCAGAUCUGGUUGAAGCCAGAUCCCAUCCAGAUCUGGGAAAGGUACGAUCCCAAUUAGAUAUCGAGGAAGUUAGACCCCAAUCACAUAUCGUUGAAGCCAGAACCCAACCAGAUCUGGAGGAAGUACGAUCCCAAUCAGACACCGUGGAAGCCAGAUCCCAACCAGAUAUGGAUGAGACAAGAUCCCAACCAGAUCUUGAGAACGCAAAAUCACAGCCACAUCAAGAGGAUGCAAGGCCCACACCAGAUCUUGGGGAAGCAAGAUCUCAUCCUGAUAAUGGCAGAAUCAGGAAGCGGAAAGUAAUCAGUAAAAGCAAGGCACAGAGACAACUUUAUGAGGAACAGGUGCCUCAGGGCAGGAGGAGGAGGAGCACUAGAGACAGGGUGGCUGCUGAAGCCGCAGAGGAUUUAGCUGAGCCAUUUGAAGAUAAAACUAAUCUAGAAGUUUCAAGUGAGAGCAUCUGCCACAAGUGCUUGCGGUACAAUAGGAGAGCAACAAGAAAGGAUAAAUCGAAACUUAUCAGAUGGAUUGCAUGCGGCAGGUGCCCAAAAUGGUUCCAUCAGGAAUGUGUGGGCGUGAAAGUUACUGAUGAAGAAGCAGCAGACUUUGACUUUUUAUGUCCACUAUGUGCUCUGUAAAUCAACUUUUCAAGCACUUUUGACGAAGCGGUUGCCAACCGCUUUGUCAAAAGUGCUUGAAAAGUUGAAUGCCAGUCAUCCAUGAAAAAGUUAUGACAUUUUAUUAUGCCCAUUGAUCCGCUAUAGGUCUUUCCCAGCUGAACUCAAUAACACGAAAGAUGGUCAUGAAGAUUAGAUCAUUGUCGCAAACUGUAACCCUUUCCGAGAUGAGCGAAUUCCACAAAGGAAACAGCUUUUGGUGAAGCAUAAAGUAUACAACAUAAUGAGAUAAGGAACUAAUAAAGUUGGCGUUAUAAUGUUCAUAAAUUUCUGUGAUCACGGUUAAUUUGUAAAUUUAUAAAUACAACUAAACGAAAACAAACAGGAUGAGUUGUGACGAACAAGGUUGGGGCAACCAAGCUGGUGAAAAUGUCGGCAAAAAAUCCCCGCUGCGUGAAGUUUAUUCAACAGUAACUGUCCACACCCAUGACGAAACGUCAUGCAUUUACAUUUUUUUACAACCGACAGAAAGUGGAGGCUUUAAACGAGAAGAGGUUGAAACAGCCUUCUGAUACCAUCCUGGUCACCGACAUAAUCAAUGUGCACUGUGAGCAUGCAUAAACACAUGUACUGUAUAGUGUGUUCAGCAUACCCUGCGGUUUCAACAGUCACUGACUCUGAACUCCCCUGUGGCUGCCGAGUUAAUUGAACGUGUGUUCCAGACCAUUAUGUCGCAUGGCCCAUUGUGUCUGCAAACU